GCAGCCUCGUCCCAGCCGCCGCAGCCGCCAUUGGAGUCGGCUCCCCCUCGGCUCCUCCGCUGCCUCCCGCCACCGUCCGGCGACUGUCCGCCGGUCCGGCCCGCGUGCGCCUACAGCCGCCGCCGCACCCGCGGAAUUGGCGGCGGGGCCCGGGGCCGCACGCGGCGUGACAGGCCUGGCCUCGCGGGAGGCCCGAGCCGGCGGCGCCCCGGUCCCGCGCUGUGCUGUUCAUGAAGCAUGUCGGCCACCAGCGUGGACCCCCAGAGAACAAAAGGACAAGAUAAUAAAGUACAAAAUGGUUCUUUGCAUCAGAAAGAUACAGUUCAUGACAAUGACUUUGAGCCCUACCUUUCUGGACAGUCCAAUCCGAGUAACAGUUAUCCCUCGAUGAGUGAUCCUUACCUGUCCAGCUACUAUCCACCAUCCAUUGGAUUUCCUUACUCCCUCAGUGAGGCGCCGUGGUCUACUGCAGGGGACCCUCCCAUCCCAUACCUUACUACCUAUGGACAACUGAGUAAUGGAGACCAUCACUUCAUGCAUGAUGCUGUUUUCGGGCAGCCUGGGGGUCUUGGGAACAACAUUUAUCAGCACAGGUUUAAUUUUUUCCCCGAAAACCCUGCAUUCUCAGCAUGGGGGACAAGUGGUUCUCAGGGGCAGCAGACGCAGAGCUCAGCCUAUGGGAGCAGUUACACCUACCCACCAAGCUCCCUUGGUGGCACAGUUGUUGAUGGGCAGACAGGUUUUCACAGUGACACUCUCAACAAGGCCCCUGGGAUGAACAGUCUGGAGCAGGGCAUGAUUGGUCUGAAGAUUGGGGAUGUCACCACCUCUGCAGUCAAGACAGUGGGUUCAGUCGUCAACAGUGUGGCAUUGACGGGUGUCCUUUCUGGCAAUGGUGGGACAAAUGUGAGCAUGCCAGUUUCAAAACCAACUUCUUGGGCUGCCAUUGCCAGCAAGCCUGCAAAGCCACAGCCUAAAAUGAAAACAAAGAGUGGGCCAAUGGUUGGGGGAGCACUGCCUCCUCCACCUAUAAAGCAUAACAUGGACAUUGGCACCUGGGAUAACAAAGGGCCUGUACCGAAGGCUCCUGCCCCCCAGCAGGCACCUUCCCCCCAGGCUGCCCCACAGCCCCAGCAGGUAGCUCAGCCUCUCCCGGCUCAGCCCCCACCUUUGGUCCAGCCACAGUAUCAGAGCCCUCAGCAGCCACUCCAGCCCCGCUGGGUGGCUCCUCGCAACAGAAACGCAGCAUUUGGGCAGAGUGGAGGGGUCAGCAGUGACAGUAACUCUGUUGGAAAUGCUCAGCCUACUUCUGCCCCAAGUGUAGAGUCCCAUCCUGUCCUCGAGAAACUGAAAGCUGCCCACAGCUAUAACCCUAAAGAGUUCGACUGGAAUCUUAAGAGUGGGCGGGUGUUCAUCAUCAAGAGCUAUUCUGAGGACGACAUCCACCGCUCCAUCAAGUACUCCAUCUGGUGUAGCACAGAACAUGGCAACAAGCGCCUUGACGGCGCCUUCCGCUCCAUGAACAGCAAGGGGCCUGUCUACCUGCUCUUCAGUGUCAACGGGAGUGGACAUUUCUGUGGGGUGGCAGAGAUGAAGUCCCCUGUGGACUAUGGCACCAGUGCUGGGGUCUGGUCUCAGGACAAGUGGAAGGGGAAGUUUGACGUGAAGUGGAUUUUUGUGAAGGAUGUGCCCAAUAACCAGCUGCGGCACAUAAGACUGGAGAACAACGACAACAAACCUGUCACAAACUCCCGUGACACACAGGAGGUGCCCUUAGAAAAAGCAAAGCAAGUGCUGAAGAUCAUCGCUUCCUAUAAGCACACAACCUCCAUCUUUGAUGACUUUUCUCACUAUGAAAAGCGCCAGGAGGAGGAGGAGGUGGUGCGCAAGGAACGGCAGAAUCGAAGCAAACAAUAAGGACAAGCUAGUUUCUUGUGGUUAACGGUUGACUUUGAAAACAGUUUUAAAGCUGUAUGCUUGGUGCUGUCUCCACGUCAGCUCCAGUGUCGUCCUCGUGCGGGGUUGAUUGUUGCAUCUUUAUCUUUGUAUUUCAUUUUUGCCAGAUGGAUCUGCAUUCAUUUGUAUUUUUCUAUGUAUUAUAAUAUUGUAGAACUCACUAAUAAAGGAGUAUUUUGUUUGUCAGCUUAUCAGACUGACCUAAUGCGAAAUAUAAAUACCCUUCAAAACAAAACACCUGAUACAUCCCAAAGAUGUUUUUAUUUUGCAGAAAUGGUGAUCUCACUCUUAAACCCAGCCACGUACUAACCCUGUAGGGCACUUCCUGUUUCUUACCCUCUACUGCGUUACAGCAAAUGAGCCCAUUUAGAGAGGGUGCUGUCGAAGUCUCCACAGUACCGCAGUGACUUGCGUUUUACCGUCUUGGUAUCCAUCCUAAGAUGCUGACCUGCCCUUUGGGGUUUCCUACUAGACAGAAAGGUAACUUAGUUACCAGUGUGACCAUGAUUGUGUCAUAGUUCAGUGCUCACGCAGAGCUGUGCUGUAGUCCUCCCUGCCACUGAGUGAGGGUGGGGGUGGGGCUCAGUGGUUGGUCUGGUUCAGCGUUCCCGUUUUAGUUUGUAGAUCAUUUUUUAGUCCUCCCUUUUCUUCACUUGAGAAUCCUGAUGCCAUCUUAAGUUUUUAUUCCAGUAACGCUAAGCUUUAAAUGUAGGAUCUGAUAGUACAGGCAGUGUGAUGGAUGCUGCUGCCGACUGUAAAUUUUACUGUGUGUCUUUUUUUUUCCUGUUGAAUGGGUGAAAAAACAAAAAAUCCUUUAGAAAACAAAUUUGCUAUCAUGUUUUGUGGAAUAAGGGGCCGUUGAAGAGCUUGCCGCCACCUGGAGUUGGAGUUUAGCAUGAAAGGUGCUCAGCCCGACGCCCUCGCAUACCGAAUCUGCACGCGCCCACCGUAGAGGAUCCUUACUGUCUUAGAGAGCAGAUACCUUCUGAAACUAUUUACUCCAAAAGACCCCGAGUUAACGUUUAAGCUGUAUUAUUUAGACUUGUAUUUCGAACGUGUCACUUCCUCGAGCUGUUACUGCCUGUUUGGAGUCGUGGACAACAUCGGAUACCUGUCCUCUAGGAGAAUACAAGCCUUAAUAAACGCCUGUUGAGCAAG
Messenger RNA from Nannospalax galili (Upper Galilee mountains blind mole rat), 3114 nucleotides. RefSeq names its product YTH N6-methyladenosine RNA binding protein 1 (gene Ythdf1). Gene Ontology annotation, biological process: mRNA destabilization. Gene Ontology annotation, cellular component: cytoplasm. The transcript has 5 exons. Lineage: Eukaryota; Metazoa; Chordata; Mammalia; Rodentia; Spalacidae. Gene Ontology annotation, molecular function: mRNA binding; N6-methyladenosine-containing RNA reader activity. The coding region runs from base 238 to 1917 and encodes 559 amino acids. The record is from RefSeq and is a predicted model, not a curated record.